Molecule: messenger RNA, 179 nt
Organism: Entamoeba invadens IP1
Lineage: Eukaryota; Evosea; Mastigamoebida; Endamoebidae
Exons: 1
Source: RefSeq, a predicted model, not a curated record
AUGGACUUAACAGGGCUCGCAACCCCGAAGCGUCGCGAUGUAACGAAGACUAUUAUGGUCCAAAUUAAGAGUGAGGGCCGGUACAUAACGACCCCAUACCUUGAUCUUGUUAGUCCCUUUUGUGUACACACAGUAUUAGGUAAAUAUGUGAAUCUUCCCUCCACACAAGAUCAAUUAAU